AUGGCAAAAAAUGCAUCCCUCGGCCUCGGCGCCCUCGCCCUGCUGGCGGGCUCGCUCGUCAUGCUCUUCUUCGUCAUCCUCUCCGGCGUAACCGACACCACGCCUCUCGACAAGACCUACUUCCUGCGCGCCGACACCAAGGGCAUCACCGGCGCCCGCGACACGACGCAAUGGACCUACUUCUACAUGUGCGGCCUCGACAACCAGGACUGCGGUAUGGCUCACGCCGCGCCCCCCUUGGGAUACGCCUGGGGCGCCAACGCCGACAAUGCGCCUGCCGCCCUUGUUGGCAGCCACGGCGGCGAGACAACCUCGUUCAAGUUCUUCUACCUGUGGCGCUUCGGCUGGGUCUUUCUUAUCAUGACCCUCUUCUUUGAGAUCAUGGCCUUCUUUACCAGCUUCCUCGCCUGCUGCGGCCGCUUAGGCUCGGCCAUUGCAUUCUUUGUCGCCACCAUUGCGCUCCUGUGCUCCGCUGUCGGCGUGUCUCUGAUGACUGUCACGUUCGUCCAAGCCCGCAACAGGUUUCUCGAGGAAGGUCGCGACGCCAGUCUCGGCAGAUAUGCCUUCGGCUUCUUAUGGGGCUCGUUCGCCGUGCUCCUCAUCGCCAACGUGCUCUUUGGGCUGGGCAUGCGUGGCGGCAAGGAUCGCUCAGGCGACCUCUGGCGCAAACGCAGCACACGGAGCGCUCGCAGCCACCGCAGCCGGUCCUAUGACGGCCGACGUGUCAAGGACGACUACUCGUAA
Hirsutella rhossiliensis is the source of this 744-nucleotide messenger RNA. Its product is annotated as SUR7/PalI family domain-containing protein. Lineage: Eukaryota; Fungi; Ascomycota; Sordariomycetes; Hypocreales; Ophiocordycipitaceae. The coding region runs from base 1 to 744 and encodes 247 amino acids. Gene Ontology annotation, cellular component: membrane raft; cell cortex; plasma membrane. The transcript is spliced from 3 exons. Gene Ontology annotation, biological process: septin cytoskeleton organization; cortical actin cytoskeleton organization; endocytosis. The record is from RefSeq and is a predicted model, not a curated record.